ACGAGCAUCGCACCCCAGUUUUAAAUGCCACUCCAGCUUCAGGCGCUAGGACCCAGUGCACGUGUACGCUUCAUCACCGGGAGGUGGAGGCGAUGAGACAAUGAGAAGGGAUGGAAAUGAAAUGCUGUAGUGAAUGAAAUGCGAAUCAGCGGUGAAUACUGGAAUUAGUAACCCUGGGAAGGCUGGUAGGGACGCACGAAGGGGAUUGCUAUUCUGCAAACCGGAGAAACAAUGCACCUGACCAAAAGAACAUUAUUUUAAUAGUUUUUCCCGUUGAAAAUGAAUAACAAGACACAAAAUUCCUAAAUAUCACUGGCAUAAUUUUUCACCCCAGUCGUUUCUUAUGGUUUGCAGUUGUAUUUUUUCCAUUCAUUUUAUAUUUUUUGCGCUGCAAAUGCACGGAUUUGAACUAGCAAGUGAAGUACUGAACUGCGGGUUACGGAAAAAGCAUAAACGGAUGUGAACGGCAUGGUCGUAUAUUCAAAUAAACUGACAAAGCCGCGAGAUUGCGACACCAAUCCAGUUUAAUUCUGCUAAGCAAUUACUUCCUCGGACCAUUUUGAUUUUGCACAACACAAGUUUUAAUCUAUGGAGAUGAAGAAAUAAAGAACUCCAAGGACCCUUCCAUGGACGUCUAAGUCACCUGCUGGAAGUGACAGCGAGGAACUCCGGAGACCAUCCGCAAACUGAACCUAAUCGAGCAGAAGUACAAAGGGUCCCCAUCAAGUGUACUGCACACCGAGGAGACGCUUAUAAUUUGGGAAGCACAAUCCAGUUAAACGCUCAUCACUUCCACUGGAGUCUUUUAAGCGGCACAACAACGUACGAUAUUGCAACAAUUUAUAUAUAUAUAUAUAUAUUUUUUUUAUGGAAGAAUCGCCGUCACAUAGACGAGAAAUUCGACACAUGCAUCAAUUAUCAUAAACCCCACGUGUCUAAAUAUAUACAUUUUUUUUUAUUUAGGCUUAAAAUAUUUUUUUUUUUGGAUUACUGAUACAGAAUAUAUAGUAAUUGAGUAGCUGUAUAUCUAGAUUCCGUAUAGAUAAUAGGCGUUGCAUUGUCACCUGCCUGACUGGACCACCAGGUCAGUGAAAGGUGCACCAAGAGCGUCGGGUGGAUGCAGGAACAUGGAGGAGAAAAGCAGGUCGCCAGCAGUGCCAAGGUGACCCUGUACCCGGCCGAAGGAGGUGGCUGUGCGGGGGGCUCACCCAUUGGGAAGAUGGGCUGCUGUGGGGUACCUGUGGAGGACAUGCAAGCCCUAGCCAUCAACUCGCUGUCCAGCGCCGACAUCCACAAGCACUACGAGCACAUCCGCGAGCUGGGAAAGGGCACGUACGGCAAGGUGGACCUGGUGGCUCACCGCACACAGGGAACAAAACUGGCGCUGAAAUUUGUCAACAAGAACAAGACGAAGCUGAAGAGCUUCCUGCGCGAGUACACCAUCACAAACAACCUCAGCUGUAGCCCGUUCAUCAUCAACGUGCUUGACGUGCUCUUUGAGACAGAGGACAGCUACGUCUUCGGCCAGGAGUACGCGCCCGCCGGGGACCUCUUCGACAUCAUUCCCCCGCAGGUGGGCCUUCCCGAGGAGAUGGUGAAGCGCUGCAUCCAGCAGCUGGGUCUCGCCCUGGACUUCAUGCACAGCAAGAGCCUGGUGCACCGCGACGUCAAACCCGAGAACGUGCUCCUCUUCGACCGCGAGUGCCGGCGCGUCAAGCUGGCCGACUUUGGCAUGACGCGGCGCGUCGGCUGCCGGGUGAAGCGCAUCAGCGGCACCAUCCCCUACACGGCUCCUGAGGUGUGCCAGGCCAGCCGUACCGAGGGCUUUCUGGUGGACUGCAGCCUGGACAUCUGGGCCUUCGGGGUGCUCAUCUUCUGCAUGCUGACCGGCAACUUCCCCUGGGAGGCGGCUCUUCCGUCCGACGCCUUCUACGACGAGUUCCUGCGCUGGCAGCGCGGCCCCUGCCGCCCGGGUGUCUUCCCGUCGCAGUGGCGGCGCUUUACGGACGACGCGCUGCGCAUGUUCCAGCGGCUGCUCGCCGUCGAGCCCGAGAAGCGCUGCUCCGUCAAGGACGUGUUCCACUUCAUCAAGUAUGAGCUGAUGAGCGCCCUCCGGAGGCGCACUUCCUGCCGGGGCAAGAGGGCUGAACGUACUGUGCCAGCUGGCCCCAGCGGUUCCACGGGCCCUCGGCCCGGCCUCCGGCACCCCGAGACCUCCACGCCGCCCUCCACUGCCUGCCUACGACCGGCGCCUCUUAAACGCAGUGUCCCGUCAGAUCCCAGCUCCGCCCGAUCCGACUCCGGGUUGCACCAGUCCCCUGGGAGGCAAGAAAAGGGAAAAGGCCAGAUGGUGAUGGCCACGGCAAUCGAGAUCUGCGUGUGAUGGACAUACCAGGCCACACGUUCUAACCUCCAGCCCUAUAAGCCCCAACACCCCCCGCCCCGGAAACCCGUAGUCAUCCCAACGGCUGGCCUCUCUAUCACUUACGCCGGAGAGAUCAGUUUUUUACAUUCAGUUUUAAACCUUUCCCUUCAAGGACAAGAUGGAAAAAAAAGUAUUUAUCGUGCACAACUUCCCAAGGUUACGCGAAGCUGGUAUCGGACUCAUUUGGUUUUAAAAGGGCUUUGCGUCUGAAGUAUGACAGGCAGAGUAUAAUAUCUCACGAUACCGUUUGCACAACAGCGAGCUCGGGGUUGGCGGCAUGCCAUUCCUUACCCCGCUUUAUUGUGACCCUCUCCUCCUCCUUUGCCCGGGAUCGACCACGCCUGCUGAUUUCCUGCAAAGUGCUGAUCAAAGGGAACCUUUAAAGAACUCAUGUCUAGACUUCGUUAGAGAGUUUUCCUCCGUGUUCCCUGAAGAGGCCCGGAUCUGCCUACUGUUGUUUGUCAGGAUCUGCGAGGGCCAGUGAUCCCAGGGGCACGUCGACCCGAAUCGAGCUCCCGACAUCCGCAGACUGCGGAUUAACCAACUGCCGAGAGGGACUUUUGUACAAGAAAAUGCAGUCGAAGCCGAAACGUUCCGAGGAGACGCGAGGCUGGAACCCUGAAGUAGCACACUCGAAAUGGCUCCUUUUUUCUUAAGUGCGUUUUCAAACCGUGUCUUAUGUAUGCCCAAGGAGCAGGGCUGAGGAAAAAGACUGUGUGAUAAUGUAAAAGUAAUCUCAGGACUGCACUCAGGGGCAGACUUCCUGUUCUAGAGUUUUUCUACGUAGCCUUUUGAAGUUCUACCUUCAUUUAAUUACUCUCCGAGAAAGGAAAUGGGCUCUCAGACGCCCCUCGUUCAGCGAGUAGCCUUGGUACGCGAGCCCCAUUGCCGUAGAAGUGGUGCUGAAGGUUCACAUCUUCCAAUAUAGAAAGUAUGUGUCAGUCUUGUAAACAUUACACUGGAAACAGCUUCCCUCUGCUGCUUCUCUUCUGUUAAAAAACAGGUCGUUUUUUUGUGUGUGCGUGCGUGUUCACGCGUGUGUUUGCGCGAGAGAGCGUGAAUGAGGUGUGAGGAACGGACUCCCUUUUAGUAAUUGAAGACUUCGACAUGAACGGUGAAGCACAAUCUAUUAGAGUAGGGACCGAUGUUGCAUAGAGUUGCCAUUGUUUUACAUCAUCAGUCCACUGCCUGCUCACCGCUUCCCGAAAUAACAAAAGCACAUCAAGCUGCCAUGUGCUCCAAGCGAGCAGCAUCAGCUGCCUUCGGCGCUGAUUAUUUGCGACACUUUGUGCUAAAUUGUCCACCCGUCUAUUGAUCAAAUGUUUUUUUUUUUUUUUUUUAAAGAUUCUGUCAUUGUGAAUGUUUUCAUCUCGUACAUCUACUUAUAACAUUUUCCAUCUUUUCCAUUUACGUUUGAGGGUAUCUCUGUGGUCGGCUGCAUCAUAUCAAUCCCCAGUAGCAUAUUCGGUAGUAUAGCUACAGUUUCAUACUUAGAAUAUACAGGUAGAAAUUCUUCGUAAGUCAUAUCUGACAUUUAGAAUUUAACUGACUGCUCACUGGCCAGCUUUCAAUUGGAAAUUUUUUGGAAUUUCACCCACUCGGUAGUAGAACCUUCCCAGCAUGCACCGGAAAGAUGAUCUAGAGCACCUCGUCCCAUGAAUUCUCUGCCGGAAUCUAUUUAGAAGUAGAACACGUGGGUAGCUUGAAAUGGGGUGGGGGGUCUAAGGCUAAGGGGCUGCUGUUUAGAAAACUGUACUGUAUGUAGCAAAAAAUAGGACAGAACUGAAAACAUUUUUUUCUAGUAGACAGGAACCUUAAUGCAAGGUUGUGAUUGGACAAGAAGCAAUUGGAUUUAUUGUAUGUCGAUUUUGUGCCAUUAGCUGUCUCAUACGAGCUUUAGGGCUGUGAAGCGCACUGGCUCAUGUCGUAGCGGCUCUCAUCACACAUUUCACUCUAUGAGUAAUCAACCAUUCAUCAGCCAGACCAGAUGAUACCUGCAACUACAUCUUGGAGAGUCCUCAGCAAAAUCACUCCAGGCUUCAAUCUGAGUAUCUCAGCCACUACUUCACCCUGCAGUCUGCAGAUCACUGAUUUCAGCCUCACAUUGUAGCAUAAAAACAUAUAGCGUAACGCCAAACCACAAGAGCAGGAUGUGAAGUUUACACAGAAAAUGGCACACACUGAAAUGUGACGUGUUCCAGUAAACGUAGACUAUUGAAACUUGCGAGUAUGUUUUUAGCAUCUCUUCUUAGGUCUUUAAGAGACAAAAAGGGUUUGUUUUCAUCCGUUUCAUCGCGUCCUGCCACAUUUUCACUCUGCAUGGCUUCCGUAGUUUUAUUUUGCCCCAUCGACACAAACACAGUAUUGUAGGUCAGCUGCUCUUGUCCAAUCACGUUCACGCAGGAUUUUAGGAAUAGUGACUAUUUCUGCCUUAGGGCUUUAUGUUUUCAAAUAGUGCAAUAAUGUAGAUGACAGAAGUAGUUGAACUAUGCUACUGUUUACCUCAGUUGUCCUACUUGUACCAGCUCAGCUUGUUUUUCUCCCUUUGUAUGAAUAUCUAUGAUGUAUAUAAUGGACAUUUACUCUGCCCAUCCGCACAUAUUACAAAAAAAUCUCUAAGUCUCUUAGCCUAAGAAUUCAAAUUUGUGUACUGUACUUGAAUAUAAGUGUCAUUUUUCCUUACUCUAUGUGUCAAUCGAAAAAGACCAGAAUUAAAGCUGAUAUUUAA
Messenger RNA from Brienomyrus brachyistius, 5153 nucleotides. RefSeq names its product SH3 domain binding kinase 1 (gene sbk1). Gene Ontology annotation, molecular function: protein serine/threonine kinase activity; ATP binding. Lineage: Eukaryota; Metazoa; Chordata; Actinopteri; Osteoglossiformes; Mormyridae. Gene Ontology annotation, biological process: peptidyl-threonine phosphorylation; peptidyl-serine phosphorylation. The transcript is spliced from 4 exons. The record is from RefSeq and is a predicted model, not a curated record. The coding region runs from base 1118 to 2383 and encodes 421 amino acids.